Macroventuria anomochaeta is the source of this 902-nucleotide messenger RNA. Its product is annotated as electron transfer flavo protein, beta subunit. Gene Ontology annotation, cellular component: cytosol. The coding region runs from base 81 to 848 and encodes 255 amino acids. The transcript is spliced from 2 exons. Lineage: Eukaryota; Fungi; Ascomycota; Dothideomycetes; Pleosporales; Didymellaceae. Gene Ontology annotation, molecular function: electron transfer activity. The record is from RefSeq and is a predicted model, not a curated record.
CCCACUCUUGCCAGCACUGUUCCUCUAGCAAUUGCUCAUCCUUCUUCACAGCAAGCAACAAGAAGACAGUACAUGCCAAGAUGCCUGGUCUCAGGAUACUGGUGCCCGUCAAGCGGGUCAUUGACUACGCUGUCAAACCCCGCGUAAACCGCGCCCAAACCGCGGUCGAAACCGCCAACGUAAAACACUCUAUGAACCCCUUCGACGAGCUCUCCAUCGAAGAAGCCGUGCGCCUUCGCGAAAAGAAGUCCACUCCUGUGGAGGAAAUCGUCGCCUUCAGCGCCGGGCCCCCUAAAGCGCAGGACAUCCUGCGCACCGCCAUGGCCAUGGGCGCCGACCGCGGCAUCCACGUCGUUGUCGAGGAGAAGGAUGCGCUGGAACCGCUGGGCGUGGCGAAGCUGCUGCGCAAAGUGGUCGAUGAGCAGAAGAGCAAUUUGGUGAUUCUCGGCAAGCAGAGUAUUGAUGAUGAUGCGGGGCAGACGGGGCAGAUGCUUGCUGGGCUGCUGAACUGGCCGCAGGCGACGCAGGCUAGCAAAGUUAGCAUUGAGGGCGAUAGCGUUACGAUUAUAAGGGAGGUUGACGGCGGUGUGGAGACACUGAAGACGAAGUUGCCGAUGGUUAUUACAACGGAUUUGAGGCUGAAUGAGCCGAGGUAUGCGAGCCUGCCGAAUAUUAUGAAGGCGAAGAAGAAGAAACUGGAUAAGAAGACGUUGGGUGACUACGGGUUGGAUAGCGAGGUUAGGUUGAAGACGGUCAAGGUUACUGAGCCGCCGACAAGGAAGGCGGGUGUCAAGGUGGAAGAUGUGGAUGGCAUGAUUGGCAAGCUGAAGGAGCUUGGUGCUUUGUAAGGACUUCGCUGGACGGCCAGUGUGGUGUGUAUGUGUAUAUAGCAUGUUUUUGAU